Messenger RNA from Schistosoma mattheei, 921 nucleotides. Lineage: Eukaryota; Metazoa; Platyhelminthes; Trematoda; Strigeidida; Schistosomatidae. The record is from the annotation of a GenBank genome assembly.
AUGUUCAAUGUAUACAUUUAUUCUAUACCUUGGAUAAUUUGGAUUUCAGCUUAUAAAAUGAAUCCCAAUCCAGUUUUACAACUUGAAUUGUACGAUCCGCCAAACAAUCUAAGCAUACCAAUUAAUUCAACCCUAUAUUUAAGAUGUCAGGUUCCUGUUGAACCAAAACAAACUGAUAGUAUCUAUGUAAUAUGGAGAUUUCGACAUUCACACAAAGAUCCGGCACCAAAUAUUUGGAGUUUUAUUCACAAGGAUGAUGAUUUAGCUAGAUGUCCGGAACCACCUAACAAAUGUGAAUUCGUUAAUCAGUACAGUGUAUUUAAUAAAUUCAAUCAAUCACCUUUUAAUAACCCAAUUGCAAAUAAUAAAUUGUCUGCAACAGAUGAUAUUGAACUUAUUCAAAGAAGGCAGUUAUUUACACUUACAUUAACUAAUUUACAAUCAGAUAUGAAUGGAUUAUUUCAGUGUCAGACUUUAGUAAAUUUAGAUGCAUAUGAUAAACGUGGAUACUUAAAUAUUCUAGCUCCUCCACAGCAUCCUUUGGAAAUAGUAAGAAUCGAUGAUACUAUGCCACCAGAUACUGAAAUAUUCAAUUAUUUAAAGAAUUUGGAAAAGACGUUUACUAUUAUUAGUGGAAAAUUAUAUUAUUUCAGUUGCCUUAUCACUCAUGCUAAUCCCAAACCGGUUGUAACCUGGUUUAUUCGAUAUUCUAACGGCGAGAUUCGGGAACUUGUUACAUUUGAUAAUUUAAAUUAUAGUAAACAAUUAUGGAAACCAUUUUCAAAUUAUGUGGAUACACAGACAUCUGAUGUUCUAACUCAUGAAGAUGAUGGAACAUUUUUAAAAUGUUCAGCUACAAAUUCUAUGGGUUUAGCAUCUUCUGAAGAAGUGAACUUAAAUAUUGAAUGUAAGUUUAAUUAA